Messenger RNA from Glycine soja, 885 nucleotides. Its product is annotated as methyltransferase-like protein 5. Gene Ontology annotation, biological process: rRNA methylation. Gene Ontology annotation, molecular function: rRNA (adenine-N6-)-methyltransferase activity. The coding region runs from base 363 to 671 and encodes 102 amino acids. The record is from RefSeq and is a predicted model, not a curated record. The transcript has 4 exons. Lineage: Eukaryota; Viridiplantae; Streptophyta; Magnoliopsida; Fabales; Fabaceae.
UUGUUUCGCCAAUCCCAAUGACGAAAUGCCAUGCCUGCCACAUGAUGUUUCACUUACAAUAAUGACUGAAAGCUUUGAAAAACAGACCCCCUUGGUAAUUACUUUCAAAACAUACCCAGUUCCGGAAAAAGUUUAUAAAAGUGAACCCUGGGUCAAUUUGCCCACAAGCUUAGUAAUAAAAUUCUGUCUUUAUUUUUCAAUCAACCAAGUUUAGAGUUUUUCUAUUGAUCAAGAGGUUUUGUACCUGGAACUAUUUGUAUUUGUAGUUGAAUUUUAUGGACUUCAAAUUAUUCUGAUGAAGUAGAUCUUGGCACUUUUAUGUUUGUAAUUAUUAUUGGGAUUUUGGAGCAACACCAGUCUGAAUGAAAGCUUGUUGCUUGGUGAAAUGUCCAAUUGUUGAUACAGUUAUAAUGAAUUCUCCAUUUGGUUCUCGGAAAAAAGGUGCACAUUUGGAUUUUCUCUCUGUUGCUUUGAAGCAUGUGAAACGAAUAGCAUUAAGGGAUUUCAAUGCUAGCAGUGCUGAAGUUAUAUGUGAGCUUCGAUUUGAUGUACCGAAAAUGUACAAAUUUCAUAAGAAGGAAGCAGAAAUAGUUGAUUUGAUGCAGAAACGGAUAGUGUGUAUUGGAAUAGACGAUAAGAUUGCAAGUAAAAAGAAAAUUUUUGGUACCUAAAAGGAGUAGAAACCUUCUCUAUGUAACAAGCUCUUGCGCUUUAAGUUGGGUGAUGUCACUUCUGUAGUUGUGUGUAUCUAUAAAUUUGAGCAAGUUACAGUGCUCUUUCUGCUUUUAUACGUAGUACAGAGCAUCUUCUUGAAGUUGGUUAUAACAGUUUGUCUGAUUAUGAAACCUGGUGAUGUUUUAAUUAUCAAUGCACGAAGUUGCAUAA